This is a messenger RNA of Pongo pygmaeus (Bornean orangutan), 1699 nucleotides long. It is a transcript of the gene CLDN4, whose product is annotated as claudin 4. Gene Ontology annotation, molecular function: structural molecule activity. The transcript has a single exon. Lineage: Eukaryota; Metazoa; Chordata; Mammalia; Primates; Hominidae. The record is from RefSeq and is a predicted model, not a curated record. The coding region runs from base 218 to 847 and encodes 209 amino acids. Gene Ontology annotation, cellular component: bicellular tight junction; membrane.
GAGAGAGAGAGAGAGUGCCCUGGCAGCUGUCGGCCGGAAGGAACUGGUCUGCUCACACUUGCUGGCUUGCGCAUCAGGACUGGCUUUAUCUCCUGACUCACAGUGCAAAGGCGCUCUCUGCGAACGUUAAGUCCAUCCCCAGCGCUUGGAACCCUACGGCCCCCACAGCCGGAUCCCCUCAGCCUUCCAGGUCCUCAACUCCCGCGGACGCUGAACAAUGGCCUCCAUGGGGCUACAGGUAAUGGGCAUCGCGCUGGCCGUCCUGGGCUGGUUGGCCGUCAUGCUGUGCUGCGCGCUGCCCAUGUGGCGCGUGACGGCCUUCAUCGGCAGCAACAUUGUCACCUCGCAGACCAUCUGGGAGGGCCUAUGGAUGAACUGCGUGGUGCAGAGCACCGGCCAGAUGCAGUGCAAGGUGUAUGACUCGCUGCUGGCGCUGCCGCAGGACCUGCAGGCGGCCCGCGCCCUCGUCAUCAUCAGCAUCAUCGUGGCCGCUCUGGGCGUGCUGCUGUCCGUGGUGGGGGGUAAGUGUACCAACUGCCUGGAGGAUGAGAGCGCCAAGGCCAAGACCAUGAUCGUGGCGGGCGUGGUGUUCCUGUUGGCCGGCCUUAUGGUGAUAGUGCCCGUGUCCUGGACGGCCCACAACAUCAUCCAAGACUUCUACAACCCGCUGGUGGCCUCCGGGCAGAAGCGGGAGAUGGGUGCCUCGCUCUACGUCGGCUGGGCCGCCUCCGGCCUGCUGCUCCUUGGCGGGGGGCUGCUUUGCUGCAACUGCCCACCCCGCACAGACAAGCCUUACUCCGCCAAGUAUUCUGCCGCCCGCUCUGCUGCUGCCAGCAACUACGUGUAAGGUGCCAUGGCUCCACUCUGUUCCUCUCUGCUUUGUUCUUCCCUGGACUGAGCUCAGCGCAGGCUGUGACCCCAGGAGGGCCCUGCCACGGGCCACUGGCUGCUGGGGACUGGGGACUGGGCAGAGACUGAGCCAGGCAGGAAGGCAGCAGCCUUCAGCCUCUCUGGCCCACUCGGACACCUUCCCAAGGCCGCCUCCUGCUAGCAAGAACAGAGUCCACCCUCCUCUGGAUAUUGGGGAGGGACGGAAGUGACGGGGUGUGGUGGUGGAGUGGGGAGCUGGCUUCUGCUGGCCAGGAUGGCUCAACCCUGACUUUGGGAUCUGCCUGCAUCGGUGUUGGCCACUGUCCCCAUUUUCAUUUUCCCCACUCUGUCUGCCUGCAUCUCCUCUGUUCUGGGCAGGCCUUGAUGUCACCUCUGGGACUGUGCCUUGCUCACCGAAACCCGUGCCCAGGAGUAUGGCUGAGGCCUUGCCCACCCACCUGCCUGGGAAGUGCAGAGUGGAUGGACGGGUUUAGAGGGGAGGGGCGAAGGUGAUGUAAACAGGUUUGGGCAGUGGUGGGGGAGGGGGCCGAGAGGCGGCUCAGGCUGCCCAGCUCUCAGGACUCUCUGCCUCAUCCACUUCAGCCCAGGCCCCGGAGACUGAUCCCCUCUGAGUCCUCUGCACCUGCCAAGGACACUAACCAGCCUGGGAGGGUGGCAGGCAGGAGGGGACAGCUUCACCCUCGGAAGUCCUGGGGUUUUUCCUCUUCCUUCUUUGUGGUUUCUGUUUUGUAAUUUAAGAAGAUCUAUUCAUCACUGUAAUUAUUAUUAUUUUCUACAAUAAAUGGGACCUGUGCACAGGAGGAACUUU